Molecule: messenger RNA, 3021 nt
Organism: Xyrichtys novacula (pearly razorfish)
Lineage: Eukaryota; Metazoa; Chordata; Actinopteri; Labriformes; Labridae
Source: the annotation of a GenBank genome assembly
AUGAAACUGUUAGUCAUCCUCACUGCACUGGCUGCACUGACUGUUGAUGCGGUAAGCAACAUUACGAAGGAGUGUAUUCAAGUUAAAUCGUCAUAGAAGGUUUAUAAAUCGAUCUCAACUGUAUUUAUCUGAUCUUUUCUUCAGGCUUUUUCACGAAAAUGGUCCAAAAGGAGAUGGCAACCUAAGCCCCAAAGCUCCAAGACUGGUGAGCGCACUGUCAGUGAAAAAUAUGCUUAUAAUUUUCUUAAUUUUUUAUAACAGAUAUUUAAUGAUCCUGUUUGACUUUGUGAUGUGAUGCUCAGAGCUGUGUCGGUCUGGAGAUGGGAGCAGCUACAGGGGAUUUGUGUCGGAGUCUGCUUAUGGCAGCAGGUGUCUCAGCUGGAACAGGUUUUACAACCGUUGGGGUGCUUCAGAAGGAGUCGGUGACCAUAAUUACUGCAGGUACGGUUUAACUUGUGACCCCUAAUUUAAAGUGUGGAGCAUUAAAAUCAAAAAACAAAUACACUCUCAAGGAACCUAUUUAAUGUCAUAUUAUGGUAUCUUAUAAUACCCUAUCAUAUUUUGUUGUAUCCUCAGUAUUGUUAAGGUUUUCUUAAGAUAAGUACCAGGACUUAAACUUUUUUAUAUCAGCUUCAAUCAAAUUACUAUACCAUAUCAUAUCAUAUAUCAUAUCAUAUUACAACAAAUUUCACUCAAUAUUUAAUGAUAAAUUGCAUUUAAUUGAAUCCAACAGCAUUAUAAUGUACACCGUGUAUUAAAGCAGCAAAUAGCGACAUAUCUUGUCCUAUCUUACGGCAUAAAGAUCUUUUAUAUUUGGGGCCUACACUGAUUGAUCCCCCCGUAUUAGUUUUCAUGUGUUUUAUGUGUUUGCGUUUCAAUUCCAGGAAUCCUGACCAGAGUUUGAUGCCCUGGUGCGCUGUCCGACGAGGAAACAAGAUUGCUAGAGAAUUCUGUGACAUUCCCAGAUGUAAGUCAGAGAUUGGGAGGGUUUUUUUAAUGUAGUAUAUAUUUUUUUUUGGUUUAGGUCAUCUUUUUAAUCCCCGUUUUCUGCUCCCAAACAGGUUCCUCAGUAUCAGCUAAACCUCCAGCAGCAGUGGAAGUGGACACAGGUUUGUUGUCUAAAGUCCCUCAUAUAUUUAUAUAUAUUUAACACGCUGUGGUGGUUUUUAGCAGCACUUGCUGACCUGUCCGUUGUGUCCCUGCAGAGGAAACCUGUGGUGAAAAGUCUGAGCGGAGGCUGUAUAAAAUCGUAGGUGGCUCUUUCACACCUAUAGACUCUCACCCAUGGGUGGCUGCUCUCUUUCAUCAGCGCAGUGGUUUCCUGUGUGGUGGCUCUCUCAUCGCACCGUGCUGGGUUGUCACGGCUGCACAUUGUUUUUCUGAUGGGUGAGAAAACACAUCACACUGUUAUUUCCUCCAUGGAAGUGUGACUCACUGGUGGAUGUUAUAUGUUUGCGCUCCAGAGUAGUUAUUAACCAUUUGUGUUUUUCAGUAAUCGAACCAACAUCAGGCGCCUGUCCGUUUACCUGGGGAAGUCAGCCAUCAAUGAAACCGAUAGUAACAAGGAGCAGAGAUUCACUGUGGAAAAACUGAUCCUCCACCAAAACUUCAAUGAGUCCACUUUUGACAAUGACAUAGGUGAGUUAAAUGAGAUUAGGUAAUGAAAUCAGCUUUAUUUGGAGUGCAGGAACUUCUACCUGGGAUUAAGGGCUUUAGGGGGAACCAAAACAUUUCCAACGAGGCAGUACUUUCUGAAUGUACAAUAAAGUGCUGAAGGUUGGCUCAGCAGAAUUAUUGUCCUUGUUUUCGUGAGAUUUUAAACCUUGGUGGAAAGAGGAACACAAGACAAAAGUUCUGGCUAAUUUCGGUGGAAACAAGGCCUUUGAGUGAGGAAGAAAAAUUGCGCAUUAGGCGAGCAUAAGGACUGUGUUUGUCUUUGCAUUUCAGCUCUGUUGAAGAUCAAAAGCAGGAACGGAGGAUGUGCAGUGAGGACCUCAUCAGCUCGGACUGUGUGCCUCCCUCCACUUCACACUCAACUACCUGCAGGAAUCCAGUGCAGCAUCGCAGGGUUUGGGAGGGAGAAAUUCUGUAUGUAUUGCAGAUACUCUAACCAACAGAUGGAGAUUUUUAAACAUUUCAGUCGUUCUUACACUCUGUAAUCUGUGUCCUGCAGUGGCUUGGCAUUACUCGCAGUACUUGAAACAGGCCGAGGUCAACCUGAUCUCUAGGAACGAAUGCAGAAGGAAGUCAUACUAUGGAGAUCUGAUCACGAAGAACAUGUUCUGUGCUGGGAGCCCUGACUGGAGCAUGGACGCCUGCAAUGUAAGAAAAGAGCUAAAAACGGUUGUCUCAGUGUGAGUGGGGGGUAACCUGUGGAAAAAGGCAGACAUUACUGGAUGGAUGGAGAAAGAAUGCACAACAAUCAUGAGAAAAAACAUGGUAGAACUUUAUAUGAACCCACCUCUUAUGAUUCAUCAUAAGCACAUUUAUGACCGCUUACAAAUGCAUCCAGUUUUGACAUCCACUUUGUUUGAUAGUUGUUUCACAAAAGUCUCAAAGUUUGGUCCAGCCCAGACUCCCACAGAUUUUUAAUAGUCUGCAGUUUCAAUUCCAGUUCCCAAAAUAUGUUUAGAUAUUUCUGGGUGUUCUUGGCAGAAAGAGGAAGUUCACAAAGUCAGAAACGUACAUGAGAAAAAACUUUAAGCUUCGUAGUUUCAUGGUGCAUAUGUGCAGAAAUAUACGUGCUAGAGAAGAAGUGGUAGUUGUUAUCUAACUUUCACGUUUUGCAACAUGUUUCAAGCUGUAAUUUGACUGUUUUCCCUGCAGGGGGACUCUGGUGGUCCGCUGGUGUGUGAGGCUGCAGGGCGGAUGUUUCUGUUCGGGGUGGUGAGCUGGGGGGACAACUGCGCCAAGGAGAACAAACCGGGUGUCUACACGCAGGUUUCCAACUAUAACAAGUGGAUCGCAGCAAAAACGGGUCUCAGUAAAUACACAGAAGGACUCAAGUUUCCUCAGAAAUGA